This is a messenger RNA of Dryobates pubescens (Downy woodpecker), 2048 nucleotides long. It is a transcript of the gene BNIP2, whose product is annotated as BCL2 interacting protein 2. Gene Ontology annotation, biological process: apoptotic process. Gene Ontology annotation, cellular component: cytoplasm. The record is from RefSeq and is a predicted model, not a curated record. The transcript is spliced from 11 exons. Lineage: Eukaryota; Metazoa; Chordata; Aves; Piciformes; Picidae. The coding region runs from base 39 to 1016 and encodes 325 amino acids.
UGAUCAGGAGUCUACUAGCUAUUAAAGUUGGCUGAAGAAUGGAAGGUGUUGAGUUUAAGGAAGAAUGGCAAGAUGAAGAUUUUCCAAGGCCUUUGCCAGAGGAUGAUCCUGUUGAGUCAGAUGUAUUGGCUGCAGCUGAAACACAAAGCGAAGCUGGGAGCAUGGUGGUUAAAGGAACCAAAGUGAAGAGGAAGCUAAUGGCUCCAGAUAUUAGCUUAAAUUUUGAUCACACUGGAAAAUCUGUUUUGUCUGAUGACUUGGAUGACAGCAGGGAGAUUGAUUUGGAUGAUAUAGAUACUCCUUCAGAAAAUAGCAAUGAGUUUGAAUGGGAAGAUGAUCUUCCAAAACCCAAAACUACUGAUGUAAUUAGGAAAGGAUCGCUUACUGAAUACACUCCAGAAGAGGAGAAAGAUGAUGGUCGACGCUGGCGUAUGUUUAGGAUCGGAGAACAGGACCAUAGGGUGGACAUGAAGGCAAUUGAACCAUAUAAAAAAGUUAUUAGUCAUGGGGGUUAUUAUGGCGAUGGGUUAAAUGCCAUUGUUGUGUUUGCUGUUUGCUUUAUGCCUGAAAGCAGCCAGCCUAACUACAGAUACCUGAUGGACAAUCUAUUUAAAUACGUAAUUGGCACUUUAGAGCUGUUAGUAGCAGAAAACUACAUGAUAGUUUACCUGAAUGGUGCAACAACACGGAGAAAAAUGCCAAGUAUAGGCUGGCUUAGGAAAUGUUACCAGCAAAUUGAUAGAAGGUUAAGAAAAAAUCUGAAAUCAUUAAUUAUAGUUCAUCCUUCUUGGUUCAUCAGAACACUUCUGGCCAUCACAAAACCUUUUAUUAGCUCAAAAUUCAGCCAAAAAAUUAGAUAUGUCUUUACUCUGGCAGAACUGUCUGAACUCAUCCCCAUGGAAUAUGUUGGCAUCCCAGAAUGCAUAAAACAGUAUGAAGAAGAAAAAUUUAGAAAGAAACAGAAAAGAGUUGACCAAGAGCUGAAUGGAAAACAGGAGCAGAAAAGUGAACAGUAAGUUUGGAGUCCAAACAAGACUGAAGAAUAUGCAGAUGGAAUGAUGCUGAUUUUUGCUCCAUUUACAGUGCAUUCUCUGUGUGCAUGUACUAGAUAACCUGUUGCAAAAGGUGCUUAACCUCUUUGGACUAGCAGGCAGUGGACUGCUUACUGCUGUAUUGGUUUGUCUUGACUUUAAUAGCUAUGUUUAUGUAAUCAUUUUAUACCGCUAAAUAUAUAUAAAAAAAAGUUUCCAGAGGAUGUUCUUGCAGUUGUUUAUCUAAAUGAUGCAUGUUCUUCAGUAAAAUAUUUAUAUACCUAAAUGUUAAAGGAAAGAGAUAAUAUAUAUUUUUAUGACUGAGCAAUAUAUUCUGUGUACCUGCUGAAGGAAUUCAUUUGCAGGUAGACAAGGCCAUAAGUUACUUGUUAUUGUAUAAAUCUGUUAUGCUGUAAAUGGUCAAGUGCAUUUCUUUGUCACAGAAACCUUAAUUUGUUUGAAUAUUAACCACCAUAUAUAAUGUAGUCUUUCACAAGUGUAGAGAGCCUUAUUUUUUUGUUCACAUACCUAACACAAGUUGUAUUCGUUUACCUCACUAGAGCGAGUAAUGAGCUCAGAGCUAGAGCUUUAAUAUCUUUUAGUCCAUUUUUCUGAAUGCAUAACUGCAGUUCUGUGGACCUCAGUCCUGAUGGUCAAAGGGUUUAAGCCUAAGCCAUAACAGAAGCUAAACUCUUUGAAUUACUAGUAAGAUAUAAGACCUUUCUCAGCUUCAGUUGUGAAUUUUGCUUCAGUGAAUCAAGGCUGUCUCAGCUGACAGUUGGAAAUCAAUUCAUCACAGUUCUUCUGGGAUGAAUAUCAGUUGCCACCAGUAGGAGCUCUGGUCAUACUCAGUAGAGCUUGGGAGUCACACAGAUGCUGUAGCCGUAAUACCAAUUGUUUGUAGAGGUAUGGUGGGUCUUAGGCUACCUGUGUCAUCCUUGUAGGUGGAACACCCAUUUCCAAAACUUAGUUUGACACAUGAUAUCACCACUAAUUUGACUUAAAAAAAAAAAAGGU